Molecule: messenger RNA, 2316 nt
Organism: Talaromyces atroroseus
Lineage: Eukaryota; Fungi; Ascomycota; Eurotiomycetes; Eurotiales; Trichocomaceae
Exons: 3
Coding region: 1-2316 (771 amino acids)
Cellular component (GO): anaphase-promoting complex
Source: RefSeq, a predicted model, not a curated record
AUGAGUAGCCCCGGUCAGUUGCAAGAUUCGCCUGGCCCCGCGGCCGACAACAACAGCAGCAUCCAAAAAGGCGCUGCGAACACGACGCCCAAAAAUGCCGCCCAAAAGCAAAAACAGCCCCAGGCGCCAAAAGCAGCAGAUGCGGCGCCCGCUGACGGAUCCUCGGAGAAGCUCUCGCCUGCCGAGCUGAAGAAGAGAGCCAAGGCUGAAAAGGCGGCUCGGAGAGCGCGCGAAAAGUCAGAGAGGGAAGCUGCCGCAGGAGGAAGUGGUGGAGGAGGUGCCCAACAACAUCCUGCUCAGGGAGGCCCGAUGCAGACACCGAGAAAAGCACAACCGGUGGGCAGAGACGGCCCUGCGUCGACUUCGAGGGGCGGGGCAAGGCAUCUAGGAGGGACUCGCGCGGCAGCACCGGCACCAGCCGAGGCGAAAAAGAAGGAAGAUAAGAAUGUUGCGGUCUUUGGACAUCUUUACGGGAUUCAAAGGCGCUCCACGAUUGCAGGAGCAGCAAAGGAAGUGCACCCCGCUGUUCUGGCUCUGGGCUUGCAGAUACGAGACUAUGUUAUUUGCGGCAGCAGUGCACGAUGUGUUGCGACUCUCAUUGCCUUUAAAAGAGUUAUCGAAUCCUACACAACACCUAUCGGGACUUCGCUCGCUCGUCAUUUAACCACCCAUCUUUCUCACCAAAUAACGUACCUUUCUACUUGCCGUUCCCUAUCCAUCAGUCAAGGAAACGCUAUUCGUGCUCUCAAAUUGUCUAUCUCAUCCAUAGAUCCGUCCGUUCCUGAAGCCACGGCCAAAGCUGACUUGUGCGAAUUUAUCGACAAUUUCAUUCGAGAGAAGAUCACGGUUGCCGACCAAGUGAUUGCCAGCAGUGCAGCACAGAAGAUCCAGGACGGCGAUGUCAUUGUCACGUUUGCCGGGAGCUCCAUCGUGAAACAGACCCUUAUCACUGCACACAAACAAGGAAAGAAAUUCCGGGUAUCAAUCAUUGACUCCCGGCCCUUGUUCGAAGGCAAAAAUCUUGCCCGUGCCCUGUCGAAUGUAGGUCUGGAGGUUCAAUAUUCUCUCAUACACGGCAUCAGCCAUGCCGUGAAAGACGCAACCAAGGUCUUCCUCGGAGCUCAUGCCAUGACUGGCAACGGACGGCUGUACUCGCGAGUUGGCACCGCGCUAGUGGCGAUGUCCGCAAAAGAACAGUCUGGCGGCGCCGACAUUCCUGUUAUCGUAUGUUGUGAAACGGUCAAGUUCACCGACCGAGUCGCUCUUGACAGUAUUGUUGUCAAUGAAAUCGCAGAUGCCGAUGAGCUGGUCACGAAGAAGCCCCUGCAGCAAGUCACAGGUCUGCCUGACCCAAAUAGCACAUCGAAUGAAAAGACGAGCAAGAAGGGAGGCAAUCAGAACAUCAGUGAAGAAAUGGCGAGUCUGAGCUUGGAUCAGAGCGCACCAUCUCCGCUGGCCGGUUGGAAGGAUACACCGAAUCUGCAGCUUCUCAAUAUCAUGCACGACGUGACGCCUGCCGAGUACGUUGAUAUGGUGGUGACUGAGAUGGGCAGCCUGCCACCCAGCGCUGUUCCGAUUGUUCAUCGCAUGAUUACUACUCUGGAACAAGCGCUAUACCUGCAGUAUUGUGGACGAAGCAGACGGAUCAUUUUGGAUUGCAACGGAGAAAGUCUGGUAAACAAAGCAUUCAUCCACGAUGGUGACUCUACCUUUCCCCUUACACUAUAUAAUGUCACUAACCCUGCUUCAAUCAAUCCCAAGUCCAAAGACUCCUCCUCGACGUACCUGCAUAUGCACCACCCGCGUCUUGCAGACUACUUUGAAGACUUCACCCGACCACACACAUCCCUCUACGCCAACCUCGCUGCCGCCCAGCAACAGCAACAAGUCGGAAGCGGCAGCACGGGUCCAGGCGGCGCAACAGUCACGUACGGAGCCACAAACAGCCCUUCAAGCAUAGUGCCCUCGUUCUUACCCGUUGAGGAAAUCUACCUACCGCCGCAUUACCAACCAAUUAAUCCGGAGGACGAGGAUGACGUGGUGCCUGAUCAACAUGCCGCGUUUGGGAUUGCGAGAGCUAUGGAUGCUGCGGGGCGGAGGUCGGAGCCGAUCUGGCGCGAUCUCGGGUUGCAGGAGUUGGUGAGAGGGGAGAGGCCGGGGUUGCAGGGUGCGACGACGAGUGCGGUGGCUGCUGCAUCUGGUGUCGCUGCUGCUGCUGGGUCUUCGGGGUCUCAUGCUGCGUCUGCGGCGGCUGGCUUGAGGGUGAAGGAGUCGGGGGCUCUGAUGGGUGGAAGAAGAGUUAUGUGCUUGCGUUGA